AUGAGCUGGACCAUCUCCACGCCGCCGCAGGCCGCCGUGCUGGUUUCCUCUGAGGAAGGCGAUUGGUCCACCGGGAUCUGCGACUGCUGCCAAGACAAGAAGCAAUGCUGCUUCGCCUUCUGGUGCUGCCCCUGCUUCGCCUGUCGGACCACCAGGGAGUUCGGCCAGUGCCUCUGCCUCCCCCUGCUGGACGCUCUGGGAUGCAUCCGUCCCAUCGCCAUGUCCAUCAGGGUGUCACUGCGCCAGCGCUACGGCAUCAGAGGCAGCUUCUGUAGCGACUGCUUGUGCUCCACCUUCUGCCUUCCCUGCGUUUGGUGCCAGAUGGCCACAGAGAUGGAGAGGAGGAAACUCCCGACUGUUCUCAGUGACAUCAUCAGCAGAUGACGACGUCAUCAGCAGUCGCCUUUCAUGAAUCAUUUCAACAUCUUUAAUUGAUUUAGUGUCCUCCUGUUUGUCAUGAUUUAUUUAAUUGACUUUGUUUCUGUUUUUAUUUUAAAUCUUU
This is a messenger RNA of Poeciliopsis prolifica (blackstripe livebearer), 502 nucleotides long. Its product is annotated as cornifelin homolog B-like. The record is from RefSeq and is a predicted model, not a curated record. NCBI's taxonomy places the organism in Eukaryota, Metazoa, Chordata, Actinopteri, Cyprinodontiformes, Poeciliidae. The transcript is spliced from 3 exons. Bases 1 to 384 code for a protein of 127 amino acids.